UGUAAUCCACCGGCUCCGUUGAACAUAAAAAGCCCCGGUUAUCCGCCUUGAAGAGAGUAAAUCUAACCACCGACACUCAGACUUCAGAGAAAGAUAGUUCUAAGUAUCAAGGAGAUUUCCAUUAGCGGCAAUGUCUACUCCUGGUGCCCAAGAAGUUCUUUUCCGUACUGGAAUCGCUGCGGUUAACUCUACUAACCAUCUCCGUGUCUACUUUCAGGACUCUCACGGUAGUAUUCGCGAGAGCCUCUAUGAGAGUGGAUGGGCCAAUGGUACAGCAAAGAAUGUAAUCGCUAAGGCAAAGCUUGGUACCCCACUGGCUGCGACAUCCAAGGAGCUGAACCACAUUCGUGUUUACAGUCUUACCGAAGAAAAUAUCCUCCAGGAAGCUGCCUAUGAUAGCGGCAGCGGAUGGUACAAUGGUGGGCUGGCUGGUGCCAAGUUCACGGUUGCCGCUUACUCUCGAAUCGGAGCCAUCUUUCUGGCAGGAACGGAUGCUCUGCAGUUGCGGGUCUAUGCCCAGAAGAUUGAUAAUACGAUCCAAGAGUAUAUGUGGAAUGGGGACGGCUGGAAGGAAGGCACCAACCUUGGAGUUGCGCUUCCUGGCACUGGUAUCGGAGUUACUUGUUGGCGCUACACAGAUCACGAUGGUCCAAGCAUUAGAAUCUGGUUCCAAACCGACGAUUUGAAGCUUAUCCAGCGCGCAUAUGACCCUCAUACCGGAUGGUACAAGGAACUGACCACCAUCUUUGACAAGGCACCUCCUCGCUGUGCAAUCGCGGCCACGAACUUUAACCCCGGCAAAAGUAGUAUCCAUAUGCGGAUCUAUUUUGUCAACUUUGACAACACCAUCUGGCAAGUGUGUUGGGAUCACGGCAAAGGGUAUCACAACAAGGGAACCAUUACACCAGUCAUUCAAGGCUCGGAAGUCGCGAUCAUCAGCUGGGAAGGGCCAGAGCUGCGUUUGUACUUUCAAAAUGGCACCUAUGUCAGUGCUAUUAGCGAGUGGACAUGGGGCACAGCACACGGAUCACAGCUGGGCCGCCGGGCUCUCCCUCCGGCUGAGUAGAGUUUCGUUACGCGCGUUGGCCAUAUACAGCUCUGCCUACAGCAGACCAAGUGCUCGGUUCAAGAAUACAAAUGGCCAACGAACCUGCGUGUACAUACCAGCCACUCCGUAACUACAACGAAACACUGUUAUUCUAACAGUCUAUGCUGUUGCUGGAUCUGACGGG
Aspergillus pseudonomiae is the source of this 1232-nucleotide messenger RNA. It is a transcript of the gene fleA, whose product is annotated as fucose-specific lectin FleA. The transcript is spliced from 5 exons. Lineage: Eukaryota; Fungi; Ascomycota; Eurotiomycetes; Eurotiales; Aspergillaceae. The record is from RefSeq and is a predicted model, not a curated record. Bases 131 to 1066 code for a protein of 311 amino acids.